Suhomyces tanzawaensis NRRL Y-17324 is the source of this 1330-nucleotide messenger RNA. RefSeq lists its product as uncharacterized. The transcript is spliced from 2 exons. The record is from RefSeq and is a predicted model, not a curated record. Bases 434 to 1330 code for a protein of 298 amino acids. NCBI's taxonomy places the organism in Eukaryota, Fungi, Ascomycota, Pichiomycetes, Serinales, Debaryomycetaceae.
AAAGAAAGAAUUAAUUUUCACUUCCCUUUUUUUUUUCUCUCUUUUUUCCUUGUGUUAAAAGUAUCCCUUUUUUUCCCUCAGUGUGUGAAAUACACUAACAACUUACAACCACCCCCUCACACACCUGGUCCACUUGGUUAUAUAGAGAGUGCUCUAUUAUACACAAGCUAGCCACCAAAUCUCAAGUCCAGCUCAAGUCUACCACACCGCUUCCGGCUCCCGCUAGUGCUGUGCUCUUUGCUGUCUCCCUGCUGUAUCCCUUGCCGCUUACAAAAGUUAACAGGGUGUCCUUUUCGUCGGUCAUCCCUUUUUUGAGUGCUACGGUUACCCGCAACUGCUCGACUUUCUGACGCCUUGAUUGGUUGAGUUCAGAAAAUUUUUCCCGUCGUCCGCCCACCACAUUCUCGCACCAGCAGAAAAAAGGUCGACCACCAUGGCUUUAUGUUCCCAGGCCUUCACCUCUAACAACAAGCGUAGCUGCACGUUUAACAGCCCCUACCACCAGGCUCCUGCACCCAAGAGAAUAUGUUUGUCUGACAUUGCGUCCUACAAAUACCCCACUAAGAAGUCGGUAUGUAUAUACACAUCUUCGGAAGAGGACAACGACUCCGAAGACGAACAAUCCUGUUACAAUGCUGACCAGAUAAGGGCUAAAAGAAGAGCCUCCACCAGAGUCUCGUUCUCGUUGAAUUCCGAGUUGUCCAGAGCCAUCUCCCAGUACAGCGAUGAAGACGAGGAAUUGGUUGCUGAAGACGACAACGAAGUCAACGUCAACACUGUUUCCACCCCUGCAAAACACUAUAUUCCUGCCACCGACAAGUCGGCAAGAUCGCGUUGUUUUGAAUACUUGGUUGGUGCCAUUGACGAGGCAUGGGCUAGAUACUGUGAUGCUGCUACCAACGUGGAAGACGAAGUGUAUGGUUACAACACACCUGCCUCAGUCGCUACCGAUGACGAAGAGUACUUUGAUAACACCACCGAUAUCACUGAUUACGACGAAUCUGACUUUGAUGAUGGCAAGGGUCCAAAACACACCGUGCAAUCGUUCAGACCAAGAUUAUCGUCGUCGGCUUCUUGCUCGUCGCUCAACUCCACAAAAGAAGAUCCUUCCUCGUGUCAGCUCCAAGCUUUAAAGGAUCGUCUCACCAAAGCCAAGUACUACUUACAGGACUUGGUUGACUCCGACGUGAUGUCAGAUGUUAACUCAUUCUGGAAGCGUUGGGAUAUGAUUAAGUACGCCACCAUCGAGCUCGUCGAGGAUGAUGACGACGACGAGAUUGUCGAAACCACCAUCGACGAGUUGGAAAGCGGCCGCUUAUUCGCUCACUAA